CCCACACAAAUGUGCCGUUUACAUGUUUAAGUUCUGACUGACUGACUGAACUGACCUAUUUACUCAUGGCGACUAAAACGCACUCGGUGGUGUGUGCGGCUGUGGGAGACGGAGGGGUGGGGAAGACAUGCCUGAUGCUUACCUUUCUGACGGGCAAAUACCCGGACCAGUACCUGCCUGGAGCUAUGGAAUGGAACUCCGAAUAUUCACAUGUUACUGAGAAGCCGGUUAAACUGCAAUACGAAGGGAUGGAAGUUUCACUUACACUCGUCGAUACUGUGGGUUUGGAUGAAUAUCAACGUUUGCGAGGUAUGGUUUGUGCGAAAACCGACGUUUAUCUUCUGUGUUACGACGUCACCAUGCCGUCUACCUUGGAAAGGAUUGAACACCACUGGCUUCCGGAAAUCAAAGAAUAUUCUGAAACCGCCCCAUAUAUUCUAGUGGGCAUGAAGACAGACGAAAGGACGAAAAUAGACAAAGACAGUGGCCCCAGAUACAAGGCUAUACCUACAGAGGAAGGCUUAAGAAUGGCAGAGCGCCUUGGUGCAUUUGGUUAUGUGGAAUGUUCUGCGAAAAAGGGCCGAGGCAUACGAAGAGUUUUUGAAAGUGCCGCUUUGGCAUAUUUAGACAGAUAUAUGCCCGAGAAUACAAGAAAAAAGAGUUGUGCCAUUUCCUAACAAUUUAUUCAAAACACAUCAGAUUUAAAACAAAAAAAUUUGCACAUGUAUAUUUAGUACAAUUUAGUAUUAACAUUCUUGUACAAUAUUAGUCAUGUAGUUAAAGGCACAGAACAUGCAUGACUUAGCCAGUCACUAAAGGUACAUUUUAGAUCGGAAUAAGAUUGGAGUUUUGUUACAGUUUUAUUAUUGGCAGAUCAGUUCACGUGACAUCUCUGCUAAUAGUAAUACAAUCGGGUGUUUGUUUGUUUUUCGAAAGAAAUUUACUCAAGGAACAUAAAACAAAUCUUAAAACAAAUUUUAUUUACAAUUCCGUUGAUAAUUAUUAACUUUAAAAAAAGCAACAACAAAUCGCAGAAGGAACAAAACAUUUAGGAUAUAUAGAAAUUGAUGUUCCAGAAUUACAUAGUAUGUAACAUAUGAGUAUAUAUACGAAAGGGAAGAAGGAAAAUACAUGCUUAAUAAAAUGAACACAUUACUCGUAUAACGUUAAAUACGGUAUACUUUGUUAUUCCUUCUUCCUUUUUGUUUGCGUCACUGCACACAAUGUUUUCAUUCACAAUCUUUCUUCUUGUAUGAUUAUUUUGAUAGCAGUUGAAAUACAAACAUUUGAACAUAUAAUACUAAUAAAAUCAUAUAGAAUUUUC
Molecule: messenger RNA, 1324 nt
Organism: Gigantopelta aegis
Lineage: Eukaryota; Metazoa; Mollusca; Gastropoda; Neomphalida; Peltospiridae
Product: cdc42 homolog
Exons: 3
Coding region: 66-677 (203 amino acids)
Biological process (GO): cortical cytoskeleton organization; actin filament organization; regulation of actin cytoskeleton organization
Cellular component (GO): cytoskeleton; cell cortex; plasma membrane
Molecular function (GO): GTP binding; protein kinase binding; GTPase activity
Source: RefSeq, a predicted model, not a curated record